AUGAAUGAGGAUCGACAGGAAGAAGACGAACCUUACGAACCAGAGUUUGAGAUAUUGAAAGUACUGGAAAAGAAGAAAAAUCUGGAAGAAACGAUGAGAAUUGAAGAGAAUAAUGAAAGAAAAUUGGAAAUCGAGAAAGAAUUAGAAGAAUUGGAUCUUCAACUUAUGGAAAAAGAAGUGAGAAUGGAACAGGGAAGACAUGUUUUUGGGAGUGUUUGA
Molecule: messenger RNA, 219 nt
Organism: Caenorhabditis remanei
Lineage: Eukaryota; Metazoa; Nematoda; Chromadorea; Rhabditida; Rhabditidae
Exons: 1
Coding region: 1-219 (72 amino acids)
Source: RefSeq, a predicted model, not a curated record